Molecule: messenger RNA, 552 nt
Organism: Cokeromyces recurvatus
Lineage: Eukaryota; Fungi; Mucoromycota; Mucoromycetes; Mucorales; Mucoraceae
Exons: 1
Coding region: 97-510 (137 amino acids)
Source: RefSeq, a predicted model, not a curated record
UAUCCCAACCAAGCGCUGAAUCGUCAUCUCCCUCCAGUCAAUCAUUUCUCGAAAAAAGUUAAUCGCCCUUAUUUAAAGGGGACCUUUCCUCACACCAUGUUCAUUGAUAUAACCAAAAGCUUCUUUGCUCCUUUAUUUAGGGCUAUUAAUUCACUUCCUAAAACAUUUACUAAUGUUGUUGUUAGUGCCGCCACUUGUUUUGAAAUCCCUUUUACCUCCCUCUUGGCUCCUGAUACCGCUUCGUUAGAUGCUUUACCUCGUUCUAUUGCUCAUCUUCCUGGUUCAUUUGCUUACACUCAUAACCAGGACUACUAUUAUUGCUCCAGAUCCCGUCGUCGUGAGGAAUGGUCUACCCAUCAAUAUCUCGCAUCCAAAAUACUUAACAUGGUGAGUAAAGAUGAAGUUAAAUUAGCUCCAUUUUUUGUCCGCACCUUUAUUCCACCUCCACAAGCGCUAGGUUUUAAUCCUGUCUCCGAUCACAACUUAGUUGUUAUAUCCCCCUUUUUUUAAUUGAUCUUCAAUUAAUGCUUUCUGCUGACCAUCGCACUCGUC